Dendrobium catenatum is the source of this 1936-nucleotide messenger RNA. RefSeq names its product probable protein phosphatase 2C 60. The transcript is spliced from 5 exons. NCBI's taxonomy places the organism in Eukaryota, Viridiplantae, Streptophyta, Magnoliopsida, Asparagales, Orchidaceae. Gene Ontology annotation, molecular function: protein serine/threonine phosphatase activity; cation binding. The coding region runs from base 457 to 1635 and encodes 392 amino acids. Gene Ontology annotation, biological process: protein dephosphorylation. The record is from RefSeq and is a predicted model, not a curated record.
CCCGCCUGUUGCUUGCAGCCGUCGCAUCGAUGGCCGCCGUGCAGUGGAGCCCAUGGCUGACCUGGCCUUCAGCGUGCCUUUCUUUUUGUCCAUUUAAUGGAGCCAUUUCCCCUAUGAGGCUCCAUGAUCGCGUAAGAGGAGAAGCAGAGGGAAAUCAGCUCUUUUCAAUCUCCAUAUCGACGCGUUUGAAAGCUGGAAUCCAGUGCGGGGCCAAAAUCCUCCCUUUUCUCCACCGUCCUACUCAGUGUUUCCUUUGUACCCCCCAAAAGCUCACCUUUUAUCCCUCUUAACUUCGUCGUUAGUUCGUCCAUCUUCGGAUCUAUAAGCGUCCCUGUUUUCAUCCAAUCAUCCCGGCGCCUUUCUCUGGUUCGUCGUCUAAGGGAGAUUGCAGCGUUUUGCAAGAUUUGCUUUUGGUAAGAUCAAAGACUUGGGAGGCACUUUUAGCUGGGAUGAGGGAUGUUAACUUUGUUGAUAAACUUCCUGCGUAGUUGCUGGCGGUCAUCAUCAAAGCAUCAUUCAAGUUCAAGUUCUGAUGAAUUUGGUCGACAAGAUGGAGUCCUUUGGUACAAGGACUAUGGUCAGCAUGCUUAUGGUGAGUUCUCAAUGGCUGUCAUCCAGGCUAACAACUUGCUUGAAGAUCAGAGCCAGGUUGAGUCUGGUUCUCUGAGCAUGCUCAAUUCUGGUCCUUUUGGGACUUUUGUUGGGGUUUAUGAUGGUCACGGCGGACCUGAGGCGGCUCGAUACAUCUGUAACCAUUUGUUUUUCCACAUGAAGAGAUUUGUAAACGAUCAAAAGUUCAUGUCUGUGGAUGUCUUGAGGAAAGCAAUCCAAGCUACAGAAGAUGGCUUUUUAUCUUUAGUAUCUAAAGAAUGGCCGCUAAAUCCUCAAAUUGCUUCUGUUGGCUCUUGUUGUCUUGUCGGGGUAGUUUGUGAUGGCAAAAUUUAUGUUGCUAACCUUGGAGAUUCAGUGGCUAUUCUGGGGAGGUUUGUCAGAGCAACUGGGGAGGUUCUGGCUCUGCAGUUGUCACCUGAGCACAAUGCAUCAAUUGAGUCUGUUAGAAAGGAGCUGCAAGCAUUGCACCCUGAAGAUUCAAAGAUUGUGGUACUGAAGCACAAUGUUUGGCGUGUUAAGGGCCUUAUCCAGAUUUCCAGAUCCAUAGGUGAUGCAUACCUUAAAAAGGCAGAAUUUAACAAGGAGCCACUCUAUGAAAAAUUUCGCCUGAAGGAAACUUUUAAGAAACCGAUACUUAGUGCAGAGCCAUCAAUAUCUGUCCAAACAGUGCAUCCUGAUGAUAAAUUUCUUAUUUUUGCCUCUGAUGGGCUGUGGGAGCAGAUCAGCAACCAGGAUGCUGUUAGCAUUGUUCAGAAGAACCCCCGUCAGGGAAUUGCUCGUAGGCUUGUGAUGGCUGCUUUACAACAAGCAGCAAAGAAGAGGGAGAUCAGAUACUCUGAUAUCAUGAAGAUUGGUCGAGGUGUGCGCCGCCACUUUCAUGAUGAUAUAACUGUAGUAGUUUUAUACCUGGACUCCAAUAUUGUAAGCGAAGCAAGCUCAGUUUCUUUAAGAGGGGGGGAAAUCACCCUCCCUGCAAAUUCUUUAUCACCAUUUACGGUGCCUAUGGAGUUUAAUGACUCCUAAUGUAAGUAACAUUUCUUUGCUGGUGAAAGUAAGUUUGAGCAAAAUAGGUGCACUUCAUAUAGUGUAAUCAAUAGUGAGCAGAGAAAUAAGUAGUUUUACUAUCAAGUUAUUACUACUGUAAACUUGGGUUCUGUUAGAUGUGUAGAUAUGGGGAUGAUAUCCAGAAAUUCUUUCAUUGUUCUUAUAGUCGCUGCUUCACAGUUUUUUCUCAUUGGGGUAAAUUUCAUAAAAUUAUUUGUAGCAAUUUGUUAUAUACUUUUCUUUCUUGUCCUUUUAUAUGGAUUCUAAUUAUUUCUCUCUA